Molecule: messenger RNA, 1582 nt
Organism: Spirodela intermedia
Lineage: Eukaryota; Viridiplantae; Streptophyta; Magnoliopsida; Alismatales; Araceae
Source: the annotation of a GenBank genome assembly
AUGGGUGAAGUGAGCGCUCUCUCUCUCCCUCCCUCCUCCCUCCCUUCCCAUGUUUACUAUUGUCCUGAUCGAUUCUCGAGUAACUCACAUGCCAUUGGGAAUGUGAAAAGGAAGAGAAGAAGGGGGUAGCUGCAGACGAGAAGAAGGAUGGGGAGGCUCCGACGGAGAUCGUGCUCAAGGUCUACAUGCACUGCGAGGGCUGCGCCAAGAAAGUGGAGAGAUCCUUGAGAGGAUUCGAAGGUCAGCUCUUCAAUCUCAAACUACUUCCGGCUAACGCUCAGAGAGACGGAGAGCGAUCCGUAAAGCUCGUCUAAAAGUGCAGGCGUGGAGGAGGUGAAGGCCGACUCCAAAUCCCACACAGUUGUGGUGAAGGGGAAGGCGGCUGACCCAACGAAGAUCUGCGAGCGUGUCCAGAGGAAGACCGGCCGGAAGACGGAGCUCGUCUCUCCAUUGCCCAAGCCCCCCGAGGAGGAGGAGAAGAAGGAGGAACCCAAAGAAGUAGAGAAGGAGGAGGUACCCGACGUCACCACUGAGCAGAGCUUCCUCCAUCAUCCAGUUUACUGAUCUAAGAAGAUCCAGCAUGCAUGUGGAUCUCCUUAUUACCGUAAACUGUUGUUUAAAUUUAUUUUAAUUUCAUUCUUUGGAACGAAUUCGGCAGGGCCCUAAGUCAAUCACGGUGGUGUUGAAGGUCAGAAUGCACUGCGAGGCAUGUGCCCAGGUUCUGCAGCGGAAGAUCAAGAAAAUGGAUGGUAUCACAUCGUCUCUCGUACAUUUUUUAAAGGAAAAAAAAAACCUAAAAUAGAUUAAUAUUUCUUUUCUAGUUCCCCUAAUUUUUAUUUCCUUUUCGUAAUUUCCGUGGAGUUCUCGCCGAUAUAUAUAUAUCAUUGAAAGUAUUUCUGGGACUCCGUAUAGCAGAAUAAAACUAUAGAAUUUUUUUAAAAAAAUUGGAAUAUCUUCUCUACGCGUCGGUUGAAUCUGGCUAUUUAAGUCUCUCGGAUAUAACGACCUAGGGAAUUCCACGUUGAUGAAUAGAGACAUGUGGACACGAGGUAUGGCUGUCCCCAUACCAUUUAUAUACGUCGCUCAUGAUGGAUUGUUAGUAUCAUGGGGCAAAUAUCUGUCUAAAAUAUUGAAACAGGGGGAGGAAAAUUUCUAUAAAUCUAUCAAAAAUUCAAAGUGGUGGAACGUUGAACUUGCCAAUAUCUGUGUGAACAUUUCUAAUUGUUAUAGUCAAUGCUCGCAAAACGAAUCUGAUAAGCAUGAUGAUGACAUGUUUGCAGGUGUGGAAUCGGUUGUGACAGAUUUGCCCAAUGAUCAAGUGAUUGUUCAAGGGAUUAUAGAGCCCGAAAAGCUAGUAGAGAACGUGAACAAGAGAACAAGGAAGCGAGCCUCAAUUGUGAAUGAUGAAGAGAAGAAGGAAGAGGCGGCAGAAGGGGAAAAAAAGGAGGAGGUGAAGGAAGGGGAUGACAAAAAGACUGAUAUGAAUAAGCUUGAAUAUUGGGCACCAAGAUACGGCAUACAAUAUGCAUAUCCGCCGCAAAUCUUUAGUGAUGAGAAUCCAAACGCUUGCUCUAUGAUGUAG